AUGGACUACUAUCAAAGUAGGCAGGCUCAACAGUAUCCUGUGUCUUCGACUUCGACAACAGCCCAAUCGCAAGCAGCUCCUAGCAACUACAUGUAUGCGUCGAAUAAUAUGUACUAUGCGCAGCCUUCCACUGGAUUGCAACAAUACGCACCACAGCAUUUUCAAGCAGGAAUGGCCGGUAGUCAAAAUCACACUCAACCAGCCGCUACUCAUUCAUCACAUUGGAACAACGAUUAUGCCGGGGUGACUCAACAGAAUCCAACACAAAAUCAGCAAUCUCGUCGACCACCACAACAUCAGCAACCUAGUGCCGCUUAUGGAACCUAUCGCCCAGCUGGACAAGUUCAACCAGAUGCUUCAAACAGUGCCGCAGCUAUUGGUCUUGCAAGGCCUGGACAUGCUCAGAUGAUGGCAACUCAAGGCCCUCCACAGCUUCCACAACAAGAUCUGCCGCUUCGAAUGGUCGUCGAAGCUAAAUUUGUUGGUGCUAUUAUUGGACAAGGUGGUGGCAAUAUUCGCGAAAUCAGCAAGGAAAGUAAGGCACGAUGUGUUGUCGAUGUUGCUCGAGCUAUGCGUGAUCAGGAUGGAACUAUUGAGAAGGUUAUUUCAAUCCUUGGACAGCCAGAGAACUGCACAAAGGCUUGUGUCAAAAUUUUGGAAGUGAUUCAACGUGAAUUGGAAAAGGAAGACCAAGACAAAACCCAGCCUGAAGUCACUUUGAAACUUCGUGCUCAUAAUCAAUUGGUUGGCCGUCUUAUUGGCAAACAAGGAUCAACUAUUAAAAAGAUUAUGCAGGACACUAAUUCGACAAUUUUUGUUUCCAACGAACCUGCUUCUCAAAUGAGCGCCGCUUUUCCACCAAUGCUUGAUAUUUUGCAACAAGAACGAACGAUCACUGUGCGUGCACCCACGAUUCAAGAGAUUUCGAACGCCGAGCAGAAAAUUUCUUCAAAGUUGCGUCAAAGCUUCGAGAUGGACAUUGCCAAUAGGAUGCAACAGUUCCCUGGUGGAUAUCAUAUGGGAAUGCCGGGCAUUCCAUCGGUUGUCAAUCCUAUUGGUGAUGCUUAUGCUAUGGUUGGUAUGAACAUGCGGAAUCCCUUGAUGGCUAAUACACCAAAAACCGUUCGAAUGUUUGUGCCUAAUAAUAUGGUUGGAGCAAUUAUUGGAACGAAGGGAGCCAACAUUCGCAACAUUAUGCGCAACAGUGGUGCUCAAAUCAAAAUUGAAGGCGGUGAGCGCAAGCGUGAAGGCGACAUUGAAGAACAAGAACGCGAAAAGGAACGUGAGCGUGAAGAACGUGAAAAGAAUCCAGAAGAAGAACGCAUGGUCACAAUCAUCGGCAAUGAUUCGCAACAAUAUCGUGCCCAAUUUUGGAUCUAUCAACGGGUCGCUGAACAAACAAAUCAUAGUUUGGAGGAGGUAAGAUUGCGCACCGAAGUUCAAGUGCCUGCAAAGCUUGUUGGAAGAAUCAUUGGAAAGGGUGGUCAAAAUGUGCGCGAACUUCAAAGAGUUACCGGUGCUCAGGUUAAAAUCCCCGACGAUACGGAAGAAGCUGGUGAAAGUGAAGGUGGAAGCGCUCCAAAGAAAGAUGUAUCUACUAUUUCGGAUGAGGAUAUGAGCUCGUUGAGAAUCGUUGGUACUUUCCAAUCUGCUCAAUCUGUUCAGCUUCGUAUCGCACAUGUGUGUGCCGAUUUUGCCAGAUCGGCUUUGAACAAUGAACGCCGUGAGCGCCUCAAUAAAGAUACUCGAAGUGAUAAUGAGGAUGGUGAUGGACAAGAUCCGAUCUCUCAAGGCUCCCCGGAA
This is a messenger RNA of Mesorhabditis belari, 1803 nucleotides long. Lineage: Eukaryota; Metazoa; Nematoda; Chromadorea; Rhabditida; Rhabditidae. The record is from the annotation of a GenBank genome assembly.